Molecule: messenger RNA, 5198 nt
Organism: Ectocarpus sp. CCAP 1310/34
Lineage: Eukaryota; Phaeophyceae; Ectocarpales; Ectocarpaceae
Source: the annotation of a GenBank genome assembly
GCUGAUCACGUCACUUUGUGUUGCCCGCGCUGUUGGUUGUGGGUUGUGGGGCGAUGUUCGAGAAAAGUCUGCAGGAUGUUGUCAAGGGAAUCCGCGCCAACAAACGAGAUCCUUCCGAUUACAUUUCGGCAACAAUCGCGGAGAUCAAAGUGGAGCUCAGGAGCUCGGAUGCCUUCAUCAAAGCGCAAGCGAUUCGUAAGCUGACGUAUCUGCAGAUGCUGGGCUACGACAUGAGUUGGGCGGCAUUCUACGUCAUCGAGGUGAUGACCAUGCCCCGGUUCGCGCACAAGCGAGUCGGAUACCUGGCCGCUAAUCAGUGCUUCACGGAGGACACGGAGGUGGUGCUCCUGUGCACCAACCACCUGCAGAAGGAGUUCAAGUCGCAGAAUCCGUACGAUGUGGGUCUGGCCAUCAACUGUCUGGCUAAUAUCGCCACCCCGGGCUUGUCGCGAGACCUCAUCAGCGACUUGGUGCAGCUCCUCGGGAACCACAAGCCCUACGUUCGCAAGAAGGCGCUGCUUGCGAUGUACAAGCUAUUCAUCAAGUACCCCCAGGGGCUCCGCCUGACGUUCGACCGCAUCAAGGAACGCCUCGAGGACUCGGACAGCAGCGUCGUAAGCUGCGCGGUUAACGUGAUCUGCGAGCUAGCGGACAAGAACCCCAAGAACUACCUGGCCAUGGCCCCGCAGUUCUUCCGGCUCCUCACCACCUCCUCGAACAACUGGAUGCUCAUCAAGGUGGUGAAGCUUUUGGGGUCGCUGGUGCCGGAGGAGCCGCGUCUAGCGAGGAAGCUGCUGGAACCCUUGGCGACUAUCAUUCAGAACACCGCGGCGAAGUCAUUGCUAUACGAGUGCAUCCACACGAUGACGCUGGCCCUGCCGUUCACUAGAAAGGCAGACGGGACGGAGAGCAAGGCCGUCCCCGCGGCGGUGCGGCUGUGCUCGCAGCACCUGAGGAAGUUCACGGAGGACCCGGACCAGAACCUCAAGUAUUUGGGAUUGGUGGGCUUCGUGAACCUGAUGCGAUCUCACCCCAGGGCAGUGGCGGAGCACCGUGCUUUGGUGCUGGCUUGCCUUUCGGAUGAUGACGUCACCAUCAGGACCAGGGCGCUGGAGCUUCUGACCGGCAUGGUCACGAAGCGGAACUUGGAGGACCUCGUGCUCAACCUUCUUCAGCACGUGGCGAGGGCGGAGGGCACCUACCGCGACGAGCUCAUCGCGAAGAUUAUCCUUGUGUGUUCCCGUGACAAGUACGCGUACCUGUCUAACUUCCGAUGGUACACGGGGGUGCUGAUAGACCUGAGUCGAGUCGAGGGCUCCAAGCACGGGGACGCUCUCGCGCUGCAGCUGACGGACGUGUCUCUCAGAGUGGAGGAGGUCCGAGAGUACGCCCUGCACAAGUCGGUCGGCCUUCUGCUCGAGCCCUCGCUCAUUUCGGGUCGGUCGUGUAGCACGAUGAAACAAGUGUUGGGGGCGGCGGCGUGGAUAGUGGGGGAGUACUGCCGGCCGCACCUGGAGACCGUGGCGAGGAAUCACAGGAGGAGGCAGCGGGUGUGGUUUGACAUCAUACAGGCGCUACUCGCGCCAGAGGCCAGCGCGCUCCCGCCCCGCACGCAGGCGGUCUACGUGCAGAACGCCCUCAAGGUGCUAAUCGCCAUGUGCCAGACGUGCCCGGACGAUGGGGAGCUUGGGCGAACGCUGGACAUGGUGCCCGGCCGCCUCCGGGCCCUCAUGCAGUCCCCGCAUAUGGAGGUGCAAGAACGAGCCUCGACGGUGUACCACUUGCUAGUGUCGUACAGCAUCGCCAAGGAAGUGGAGGACAGCGGGGAGGCGUUCCAGCCCGGGGAAGGGGGGACCGCCAAUGGUACCGGUGGUGGGGGGGGGGCGUCGUCGCCGGGGGGCGGUAGCGAUGACGACGAGAAGCUUGCAAAGGAGAUGAAGGGCAAUGGUGCCGCUAAGGGCCAGGCUCCUCCGGUCGUGCUAGACCUCCUGGGGAUGGACUCAAGCCCAUCGGAUGGCGCUGCUGCUGGAGACGGCGGUGGUGCCGAAGCUGUUGCGAACGGCAAGGAAGGGACGGUGGCACCUGGGGCGAUGCUGACCUCAAUGGCGCUUGUUCCGUCUAUGAUGGGGCCCGUAGGGGCGGCGAGAGGGGCAGCCUCUGAGAUGGCCGCCUUGUGCGGAGAGGUGCUCAAGCCGGUGAACCAGCGCGCGCAAGGCAGGGUACCGCCUCCGGACGACGUUGACCUCGAGCAAGCCGUUGACGGGUCAGCGCUCGACCGGCUACUAAGGGUGGAGUACGACGGACCCACAGAUCUGACGCAGCUGUCCUUCACGCAAGUCCGACUUCCCAAGAAGAGCGAGCACGAGGACUACCGGGUGUUCUGCACCGAGAAGGAUGGCCGGGGCAGCGGUAAGCGCGGCAAGAAGUCUUCCCGCAAGCAGAGCAAGAAGUCCUCCCGCAGCCGAAGCGGGUCCCCGGACAACCCGCUCAACGGCGGCGGCAGCGGCAGCGGCAUGCUGAUGCUAGGGGGAGACGACCGGAGCUCGGCCACGACCGGGAGCGUGGGUAGCGGGUCCCCGCUGGCGAACGGAGGGAGGAGGAAGCCUUCGGCCGACGACAGGUACAAGACAGACCCGUUCUACUUGGGGGGGAAGGGCUCGUCCAAGCUUGUGGAGCUUGGAGGAGGAGGAGGAGAGGGCGACGCCGACGGUGGCUACGCACGCGGCGAGACCUCGACGGCGCUGGUGUUGGUGGGCGGAAACGACAGCUUCGACGACGAUUUCGCCGGGGGGCCGAGAGGGUGGGGCAAGGGGCGGAAGGGGAAGAAGGACAAGGGGGGGAAGCGCGGGCGCGGAGCGGGGAGGGACGCGGCGUACGCGGUAGACAAAGUGGAGAUGAUGCCGGCUAGCGCCAUCAUCGACAGCGAAGACGACGACGACGUCGACGAGCCCGCGGGAAGCGGGAGCCGUGGCGGCGUGCAGCGGCGGGUAUCGUCGCGAGGAGGGCGUGAGAGUUUGGCGGCGAUCGACAUUACGACCCCCCUCGAGGAAGACGAGGUCAUGCCCGAGGUCAAGCCGUACGUGCGCCUGACGGCGGAGAUGGCGAAAGGCAGCGAGGACGCCCCUCGCGCCAAGGACGCGAAGAAGAAAAAGAAGAAGAAUAGCAGAGAAGAGGAAGCAACUCCCCAAGGAGAGCGAAGCAGCAAGUCCCGUAAAGCCUCCUCCGACACCAAGAGGAAGCCUUCGAGGAAAGGAGACACAGCCGCAGCGGGCGUGCCUGGCCCCCCCGCCGAGGUCGACCUCAUCGGCUGGGGGGCGGGAGAAACAGGGCCCGGGUUGGCGGCCGCAUCUCCGGAGGUCCCGCCGGCGGCGCCAGCCCCGGCGGGGACGGCGAUGAGAGCGCCGCCCCCGGCGUCGAUGGGGACGUGGGAGAGCGAUCUGUCGGCGAUUUUGUCUGCUGAUGCUCCUCCGGUUGCCGCUGCACCGGUGACGGGGGUAUGGGGCGAUGGCGGUGGUGGUAGUGGUGCUACGAACAAGCAGCUGCUGGAGGACCUGGGGGGGGUGGUGGGCGAUGCUAGGGAUGGUCGUCGAAGAAGCGAUAAAGACAACGCGGAGUCUUCGAAGAAGGGCCACAAGGGCAAGGCGUCCAAGAAGAAGAGUUCCUCCUCUUCCAAGCCUUCCAGCAAGGACAAGAAGAAGAAGAGUAGAGGUUGACUUGAGCCACAAGGGCUUGCUCGGAUAUUCUUGAGGAAAGUGUGUUUUGGCUUGCCUUCGGAGUUGUCGAGGAAAGUUUGUGUUGGAUUCGGAAGAGGUGGGGAGAGCAAGGUGUGUAGCUGGCAGCAGAGUUAUGCCGGCUUGUGGUGGCAGGUGAAUUGAAUGAAGUGCACCCCUUUUGUGGAGAAAGAGUUGAUGGUUUCGUAGCGCGUGGAGGAGUUCUGCUUGCGGUGGCGUUUCUUUCAACGCGAAGUAUUGUAAUGUUGAUGCGCUUUGUGAGCUCAUGUACGACCCCACCCCCCUCCCCCCCCCAAAGUCUGCGUGUCCCUGUUUUUGUUACAUCAGUGACCGAGAGAUUUACUAUUUUAAUACAGGUGCUUAGAACUUGGUUGUGUAUUACGUCGUGACAUGUGUGGUGAAGGUCUGGCAUGAACACACGGGCUGUGAUACAGUACACAUCACUUCGCCAUCUCUCGCGUUGUUUUUCCUCUUUUGUUCGAGGGAAAGAAAAUGUGUUUGUGUCUUCAUUGUUUGCAUCGACCGCGCUAUCCGGCUGACUAAUGAAAAGACGUCAGUCUUAGUGCGGUUGAAAACAUAAAACACUUCUAUCUGUCAUGAACUGGGACCCCGUGGCGGUGAGCGGGCAGCAUGUGUGUGUGUGUGUCUUGAGUUGGCAUUGACCGCGCUGCGCGUUAACCGGCUGGCCAAUGAAAACGCGUCGUCGUCAGUCUUGACAGCGGGAUAAAGAAUGCGAACGAACACGGUUUCAUCAAAGGACUACCGACAGGGAUGUGUGCGUGGAGUGCGUAUGCCAUCACAGCGUUCGGUCGGGGGAGGGGGUACACAGACAGCAGCGGGCUUGCGCAAGCGCUGCGCGUGGUGGGGGUAUGUAACGCGUGUCAGUGGUGAUGAUAUGCUAGCCCAUGCCAUCGCGAGAUGAUGCUCACUGUGUUUUGAGGUCUUGUAUGUUGUUCAUGCUGAUGUCUUCGCCGUCCGUGGGGCCGGAAGGCAGGGAAGGGUAAGAAGAGGGGGGCAUCGGCGGUUACGACGCGCGUAAUACAUGUCAAGCCUUCACCCGUGUUGGUGCCUUCGGAAAUAACAAGAGCCGGUUGGGUGUCCUGUGGCGCACUACGCACACGCAACAGAGGAAGAGAAAAGGUCUGCGUGGUUGAUGAUGUACACCGACCGUUUGGUGUCUGAUAAUCAGGGGAACAUGCGCUGUCCUUUCCUCUUCCCGGGGAAGAGACUCUCGCCCGUUCUAUUCGUUGUUCGGCAGAGAAGCAACACCAACGUUCAUGAUUUGUGGCAAUACUUGCGAUGAUGUCGACCUGGAGCAAUGGGCUUCGUGGUAGUACGAAAGGCUUGGCGUCGUCGCCGCCACCACGGUUCAUCAUAGGCCAUGCAUGCAUGCGCUUGGCGUCACAGAGGCUGUUGAAAUGAAAGUUAAAUUGGGUGUUGCUGUCACAUGACAACACUGGAUCCGAC